Molecule: messenger RNA, 588 nt
Organism: Penicillium cinerascens
Lineage: Eukaryota; Fungi; Ascomycota; Eurotiomycetes; Eurotiales; Aspergillaceae
Exons: 2
Coding region: 1-588 (195 amino acids)
Source: RefSeq, a predicted model, not a curated record
AUGAGCAAGCGGCAAAAGAUCAAGAGAGCCGACCCCCUGAACACCCCUAUUCAGCGAUACAAUGGAUCGAUUCGCGCCAUCAUUGACAAGGCCAUUACGGAACCCAAUUCACUGCCGCUCGUUGCCAUGAUCAACAUCUUGUUUAUUUGCUUUUCAUAUUUCCAUAAAAAUUUAGAAACAGCCGCGGCACAAAUUAAAAGUGGGAUCGGCCUUCUCCAAAAGUACCGAGAAACCCAAGGAGUCGUAGCACCCUGGGGCACCAGCUACGCGUCGUUCGAGGCGCGUGAUCCUGGCAGAUCAAUUCGAGACCCUGUACGAGACCAGGACACAGUUACAAUAUUCGAUCAUAUUCAAAUGGGUCUUGGUCGAUGGAGGUGCGAUUUCGAUGACCUGAUCCACCUGCAAAAGCGCAAAUGGAACAAUCCUCAACGCCGAGCAGCCGACAUGAUUCGAAUAAUAUCACUUGGUACAGGCUACAGCGUCACACCCUAUCGGGUAGUCUGUGGAUGCGAUUGGAACGCGCACCGCGCCAUGGACGACGAGUGGAUCGAGCUCACCACUCGCACAUCAAUCGCAGGUCACUCGUAG